Molecule: messenger RNA, 591 nt
Organism: Bipolaris victoriae FI3
Lineage: Eukaryota; Fungi; Ascomycota; Dothideomycetes; Pleosporales; Pleosporaceae
Exons: 4
Coding region: 1-591 (196 amino acids)
Source: RefSeq, a predicted model, not a curated record
AUGUGUACGACAAAGUCGUCUGCAAUACCACUGAGCUACCGAGACACUACCUUGGUGACAUUUUCAGAUGAUUGGUAUCCAUCAAUUUCACGACAGAUGAUGAAGUGGAGCUACACGUAUGCUAUUUUGCAGAUGUACUACUAUUCUAAGUCGGACUCUGGCGACAUGUCGAUUCCAUUGGUCCCAAGUUGUCGAGAUACGGGAUCAAGGGGUUCUCGUACUGAAAUGUCAUGUGAAAUUGGAGUGUUGUGGCUAGGAAAGAAAAGGAAGACGGAUAGGAGCAUGUCAGAUGUGAUCGAUUGUUGCUUGGCAAAACAUGUUGUUGAUACUUCCAUGCCAGCAAAUUACCGCACAGAUGCAGUGCUAAUCCGAAACCGGCACCGUAUUGCGAGAACCUGUUUUGAGGGCUCUCCCGGGCAUGUAAGCUGUAGUUUGGGCAACGGGUACUGUCGUGUUGUCAUUAUCAUCCAGAUUGGAUCCACCGAGGCGCCUACCGCUGUUUGUUUGGAUCUGGUCGGUUCAAUAUGCGACGACCCAGGCUACGGCCAGGCCAAUGCCGUGACCGGUAGCGAGUUCAGCUGCAAUCCGUGA